UGGUGUCCCUCUUAUAAGACAAUGAACAGAUUUUUGUCCGUUGCGAGACAGUUUGUGCCAUUGAGUCGCAGUUUGCAUUAUUCUGCUAUCUAUUGUCAGGUGACGACCAACCCCGAGGAAAUCUCCAGACUGUACAGAGACCUGAGCCUCUUUCCUUCCCUGACUAGAGCUGAUGUGGGGCCAGUCAUAACCUCUCAAUAUGGAGGCAAAUACAGCAACAUUUACACAGAAUGGAGCCAGCGUGACUUUGAUAGAAACGAGAAUGUCAAAUUUUGCAGACAGUACAUAGUUUUCCACGAUGAUGCAUCAGUGGUAUUCUCUGGUUCCUGUGGAAACUGUUCUGAAAUCAAAGGAGAAGUAUUAAGUAAAGAUUCACCUUCUGGAGAAAUGAAAGCUGUUGUCAGGGAGUGCACUAUCAAGGGGGAAGAUAAACAAUAUUUGGAGAUCUGGAGUAAGAAUAUCAAAAUGAAAAGUAUCAACCUCACAGCCUUAAAAAAGCAUGGCAGAGUUUAUGAAGAUGAACAGUUCGGGUGUCUGGUUUGGUCCCACUCAGAAACUCACAUUCUAUAUGUGGCUGAAAAAAAAAGACCAAAAACUGUGUCCUUUUUCCAGACUGAGUCACCAGAGCUAUCUGCAAUCGGGGAUGACGAUGAACCUCUGAGAUUUGAGAAAAAAGACACUGUUAAAGGAGAGCAAUUCGCCUUUUAUGAAGACUGGGGUGAAUCACUGGUCAGUAAGAACAGUCCAGUGCUUUGUGUUUUGGACAUUGAAGGGGACAAUGUGUCUGUUUUGGAAGGUGUGCCUGAAGAUAUCUCUCCUGGGCAGGCAUUUUGGGCUCCAGACGAUACAGGAGUUGUCUUUGUGGGCUGGUGGCAUGAACCAUUCAGACUUGGCCUUAAAUACUGCCCUAAUAGGCGGUCCUCUUUGUUCUAUGUGGAUCUCACUGGUGGGAAAUGUGAGCAGUUGACCUCAGGUUCCACUGCGGUGUGCUCUCCCAGGCUCAGUCCAGACCACUGCAGGAUUGCAUACUUGGAGUGCUCUCUGUAUGGACCACAUAUGAAGUGCAGCAAAUUGUGCAUGUAUGACUGGUAUACCAAAAAGACAUCUGUGAUUGUGGAUACAGUGAAUAGGCCAAGAAAUGAUGGCUUCACUGGUAUCUAUAGCUCUAUGCUCUCUCCUCAGUGCUGGUCAGCCGAUAGCCAGCGUAUAAUUAUUGCAAGUCCCCAGAAAAGUCGUAAGGAUCUGCUCAUGGUCGACAUCAACACUGGUAUUGUCACUUCUUUAACUUCAAACUCAGAUGCAGGAAACUGGUGUCUGUUGAACAUAGUUAGAGAUUUGAUGGUGGUCAGUUGUUCUUCACCAAAUCACCCUCCACACCUGAGAGUGGGCUUCCUUCCAACCAGGGAAUCUCAAGAGAAAGUGGCCUGGGUGACUCUGGAAGACUGCGAUGUUUUAGAAGAUAUUGACUGGAAUAUCUUGACGUUUACCCCUCCUCCAGAGCAAGACAACAGCCAAUAUUCUGGGCUUGAUUUUGAAGCCUUGCUAAUCAAACCUAAAGAAGUGAAAGAUGGUGUGAAGCUUCCUCUGGUUCUAAUUCCUCAUGGGGGCCCACACUCUGUUUUUGUUGCUGAAUGGCUGUUGUCUUGUGCUGCGUUGUGUAGAAUGGGCUUUGCUUCUUUACUUGUGAAUUAUCGUGGAUCUCUUGGCUUUGGACAAGACAGUAUAUUCUCGUUACCUGGCAAUAUUGGUACUCAGGAUGUAAAAGAUGUUCAAUUUGCAGUGGAAAGUGUUCUAAAAGGCAGUGACUUUGAUUCAGAGAAGGUCGUUGUAUCAGGUGGCUCUCAUGGGGGUUUUCUGGCCUGUCACCUGAUUGGACAAUAUCCUGGUUUCUACAAAGCAUGUGUUGCACGUAAUCCUGUCACUAACAUAGCAUCAAUGGUUUCCACCACCGACAUGCCAGACUGGUGCAUUGUUGAGGUUGGCUUGGACUACAGCUUUGACAGCCUUCCUGAUUCUCCAGUUUUGGAAAGAAUGUUAAGCGUAUCACCAAUUAAACAUGUUUCAAAGGUACAAACACCUGUGUUGCUUACAUUAGGUGAAGAUGACAAACGUGUCCCUAACCAGCAAGGCAUUGAGUAUUACAAAGCUCUGAAAGCAAAGAAGGUCCCUGUUCGCCUAUUGUGGUACCCAGGAAAUAAUCAUUCUCUAUCAAAGGUGGACGCGGAGUCAGAUGGCUUCAUGAACAUUGCUCUUUGGUUCAUUCAGCAUCUAUUUAAGCAAGGUUAAGUUUUUUUAGUACAUUUUUCACUAAGAAGAAGCAAAGUUGUAAGUCAUAGUUUGCUCUUUCAAAUUCUAUGCCAAAGUGUUUUUGUAAUGCUAUUUGAGCACUCACUUGUAACUUACGCUAUACAAAUAUUUCAGUAGAUUUUUCCCCCAAAAAAAAUCUCUGUGCAAAGUUCCAAUAAAAUCAACAAUUGAUAAAAGC
Messenger RNA from Periophthalmus magnuspinnatus, 2485 nucleotides. It is a transcript of the gene apeh1, whose product is annotated as acylaminoacyl-peptide hydrolase. Gene Ontology annotation, molecular function: serine-type endopeptidase activity. Gene Ontology annotation, biological process: proteolysis. The record is from RefSeq and is a predicted model, not a curated record. The coding region runs from base 22 to 2286 and encodes 754 amino acids. The transcript is spliced from 22 exons. Lineage: Eukaryota; Metazoa; Chordata; Actinopteri; Gobiiformes; Gobiidae.